Molecule: messenger RNA, 1353 nt
Organism: Phalaenopsis equestris
Lineage: Eukaryota; Viridiplantae; Streptophyta; Magnoliopsida; Asparagales; Orchidaceae
Product: E3 ubiquitin-protein ligase SINAT5-like
Exons: 5
Coding region: 197-1162 (321 amino acids)
Biological process (GO): multicellular organism development; ubiquitin-dependent protein catabolic process
Cellular component (GO): cytoplasm
Molecular function (GO): zinc ion binding; ubiquitin protein ligase activity; protein binding
Source: RefSeq, a predicted model, not a curated record
CCUACGCUGCACCUCGGAAGCAUUUCUCCGCUUUUACCUGUCAAGUAACAAUGGAGAGAAGUUGGGUGCAUUGUGAUUGAGAAGGGAAAGAAGAGUUGAUUGACAUCAGCGUUUAUUCCACGAAUUGAUCGAUCGAGCAUUGGAGAUUUGGGACAAUUUUGUUCAUUCUGUGGUUGUGAUCUCACUCUUGUGAAAUAUGACCUAUCUUAAGCUGGGAAAGAAGCAGGCAAUCACGGGGUCAUCAUCUGCUAUACAGUCCAAGAAAUUGGAUGAAUCAUGUUCUCCUUCUGUACCUAUGGAGCCUAGCUGCUCAUCAGUAGCCUCUGGUGAGGUUAAUUUGGAAUCUAAUGCAGCGCAGCCCAAAAGGACCCUUCUACUUCAUAAAAAUGGCAUAGAUGAUCUAUUGGAGUGUCCAAUUUGCAGAGAUUCAAUGUUUCCACCAAUCCAACAGUGUCCCAGUGGCCAUACCCUGUGUUCUGCCUGCAAAAGCAGAGUCAAUAAUAAGUGUCCUAUUUGCAGAAAGGAUAUUGGCAACAUAAGGUGCUUAGCUCUGGAGAAGCUUGCAGUUUCUAUCUGCUUGCCAUGUGCCUACCAUGAGUUUGGAUGCGAACAGAUGCUACCGUAUUACAGCAAGGUUGUGCAUGAAGCACAAUGCUCAUAUAGGCCUUACACAUGCCCUCAUCCAGGCCCCAACUGCCCCUUCAACGGAGCUAUUUCAGCCAUUUUGUCGCAUUUACAAGAUCGCCAUGAAGUCGACGUGCAAAAUGGCUGUACUUUUAAUCAUCGUUAUGUCAAACAAGACCCAUGUUCUGUUGACAAUGUUACAUGGACGCUAACUCUUUUCAGCUGCUUCGGCCAGUACUUCUGCCUGCAUUUUGAAGCGUUCCGGCUUGGAUCUCAGCCAGUCUACAUGGCCUUCCUCACAUUCAUGGGGGACGAAGAUGAAGCCAGAAAGUUUGGUUAUUGCCUCGAGGUUGGAGGUAACGGUCGGAAAAUGAUGUGGCAGGGCGUGCCGCGGAGCAUCCGAACUCACCAUAAGGCGAUCCGCGACAGUUGUGAUGGGCUCAUUGUACAGAGAAGCCUCGCCCUCUAUUUCUCCGGCGGCGACCAGAAAGAGCUGAGACUCAGAGUUACAGGGAGGAUCUGGAAAGAGAUGGAGUAAUGUAGAUGGCUGCUAGUAUACUUGUGGGCUGUACAGUUUAUUCUCAUUUGUCUUAGGCUGCUAUCAUUAGUAGUUGUUACUGCUUAGAAACUUGUUCUUCCCACAUUUACUUAACGUGCAUACCACUCUAUUUUUAUGUAAUUACACUUCUAACACCUAAACCUUACAUUUUACAACCUAUGUAUGAAAAA